CGCUCCCGGCCCCGGGCUGCCCCCGGAGUGGGUGGUGUCCGGCCGGCCAGGGCGCUGCUCCCCCCUGCGGGCGCAGCUUUCCGAGAGUGAGCCGGGGCUAUGGAGCCCCCUUUCCCCGCGCUGCUCUGCCUGCUCGGCCUCCUCGCCACCGCCUCCGGAGCAGCCGAGUGCCCUUCCUCUGCUUGGAUUCCAUUUAGAAGUAGCUGCUAUAUUUUUAUUCAAGGCACAUUAGAGGAAUCGGACAAUAUUGAUGAAGCCAGAAAUCUCUGUAAAGACAAUGCUUCUGGAGCAGACAUUAUUAGUAUAAAAAAUAAAGAUGAGAAUACCUUCAUACAAGAAACAUUCAAAAAUCACUGGCAAGGCCCUGAUUAUAUUUCACUGGGCAUGUUCUUUGACACAGAUGAUAAUGCUUUUAAAUGGUUUGACAAGUCGGAAAUGAAAUUUACCAAUUGGAUUGAAGAGGAAAGCAAUGAGGAACUCCUGAACACAUGUGCUUCUAUGUACACUAAGUCUGGGGAAUGGAAAAAAAUCAGUUGUGAAGAUCUUCCUCGGACAGGGACCCUUUGUAAAACAGCCUUUGCUUAUGAAAAGAAGUACUUACCAGAUAAAACUGCUUUGACUACCACCUUGGUCAUAAUUUUUACCAUAGUUGUGACAGUUUCUGCAGCAUUAUUUUGGUUCCUGUACAAAAGAAAUAUGUCUUCUGGAGCUUUAUGUAUAACACACCAUUCAACAGCUGAAAUGCCAUACAGUGAUGAAACUGUUCUAAUAGAUGAAGAAAAUGAGUAUACUGCUUAAAAUGUAAAAUUAUACAAUUUUAUUUAUAUGCCAGAAGUGACAUCUUACCCAUAUUUAGGCUUCAGUCCUGUAAGCACAUGCAUAACUUUACUCGCAUAAUAAUGUGCUAGUUGUUAGGACACAGAUAGAGAAGACAGACUAAAAAUAGUCAAAAGUAUUUCCUAUUGGGCUGUCAGAGCUCAUAUUCAAAAUUCUCUCCAAAUGUAUUUAGUGCACCUGGAAAUACCUGGAGUAUGAGUUGGUCUGUCUCAGUGAAGUGUCAUUCUGAAAAGAGCAAGCAUUUAAUUAAACGUUAAGAUUUCAAAAAUUCUGCAGAUUUCCAUAACAGGUUUUUAAUUCAUUUGUUUCAUCUGUGAUAAUGAAAACCAAUCAUGCCUGUGAAUAUUUUAGCAAAUAAAAGUUUGAAAGACUAGCUCAUUUUAAUGACUAUUAUAGAAAGAAAAUUUGAAUUUGUGUUUGCACUGAACCUUAAUUCAAAGAACUUCCAGUCAAUGCACAGAAAAUGAGCUACGUGGUCUGCAUCCAGUCAAAACAGUCUGAACUUCAAACCAUUCAGACUCAUGAAACUGGUUUAAAAAAAAAAAAAAGCUAUUACCCAAAAUGAAUAAUUUGAAACAAAGCUAAGCAAAUUUGCAAAUUACUUGCAAACAAUUUAAAAGAGGGAGGUGAAAUUCCUCAAAUUAUUUGCCCAGUUCAAAUUAGGAUUUGAGUCCAAAUGUUCACAAACUCUCUAGUUUUGUAUUUGCAGCUAAUUGUAGCUGCAGGAUUAAGACGUCAAGUCUUGGUCCCAGUUGUGCAGACCCUUAAAGUUGCGUAGAAAUCAUUCGGUCUCUGCACAGGAACAGGGGUCUGCCUCCACUGAUCAGGGUUUAGCAUCUAUCAUUUAUAGCUUAUUUGAUUGCAAAAUUAGCUUUCUAUACCCUGCAAUAUGUAGUCAACCUAUUUUUUUUAAGGGGGAAACUAGUGGGCAAACUGUUUGCCAAGAGUUCAUCUGGCUAACUUGCAACUGUUUUAAUAUAUAAAACAAAACUGAAAGAU
Gopherus evgoodei (Goodes thornscrub tortoise) is the source of this 1836-nucleotide messenger RNA. RefSeq names its product CD302 molecule (gene CD302). Bases 100 to 798 code for a protein of 232 amino acids. The record is from RefSeq and is a predicted model, not a curated record. The transcript has 6 exons. Gene Ontology annotation, molecular function: signaling receptor activity. NCBI's taxonomy places the organism in Eukaryota, Metazoa, Chordata, Testudines, Testudinidae.